GCAACAUUAGCGUCCGGCGCCGGGUCCGCGCCGGGCCCGGCCAUAUGCCGAUAUUUCAGUUCGGAGAGUCCCGCCCAUCACCGACACAGUGGCUGGUUCCACAACAUGUGUUGUGUCGAGAGGACGGCCAAGUUCCAACAAUAAUGGACCUUGUUUCUACGGGCUGAAGAUUAGAACGGUACACCGGCCAGUGAGGCAUCAUUUGAACUGCAGACGGGAGUUCUCCUAAUUCCACUCGUCUCCUUCUUAAAGCCCCCUUAUUCCUCUAAUAAGGGUCCAUACUUCAUGGAUACACGCCUCUGCCAUAUUUCUCUCCUGCUGGCACGCUUUAACGCACUCUUCCCCCCCCACCUCGCCCCCCACUACAACCUCAACCUUCCAGCCAACAACCCACGAUGCUCAGCAUCAACCCAAAGACGAUAUGGGGCCUGACAUUGGGUAUCAUCAUCAGCAUAGCGGCCAGCAUCCUGAUCGCAGCCCCCGAAUCCUCACUCCGCGCUCUCUCCCCCUUACUACACAACCACACUCCCCUAUCUGCCCCUCACCACGGCGACGACAUCAGGAACACCUUGCGCCCGCUCCUCUCCCCAUCAGCCCUGAUUCUCCUCCCACACGAUGACACGGCCAUUUUAUUCCACCAUCUCCUCGCCCACCGCUGGUCCACCAACCCACUCAACACCCCGCACCCAUCCGCAAUCGUCAUCCCCGCCACGGAAUCCGACAUCUCCCAAACCGUCCGCUACGCCAACGCCCACAACCUCCCCUUCCUCGCCACCACAGGCGGCCACGGCACGGGCCGCUGGCUGGCGCGCAUGCAGGGCGGCGGCGGCGGCGUGCUCAUCCACAUGCGCAACCUCACCAGCUUCCACCUCCACCACCCCGAGAGCGGCACAGCCACCCUCGGCGGCGGGCUGUUGUCUUCCGAAGUGAUCGACAAGUUGUGGGCGGCGGGGAAGCAGACCACAACUGGGCUGUGCGGGUGCGUGUCUGUGGUUGGGCCCGCGCUGGGUGGGGGCCAUGGCUUGCUCCAGGGGCAGUAUGGCCUCGUGGCGGAUCAGAUUGUUAGUGUGAGGUUGGUGCUGGGGAGCGGGGAGGUGGUGCAGGUGUCGGGGACGGAGAGGGCGGAUCUGUUUUGGGCUUUGCGCGGGGCCGGGCAUAACUUUGGGGUUGUGAGCGAGUUGACCGUGAGGGUGCAUGAUGUGGAAGAGGAGAGGAGGGAGUGGGCGUAUGAGGUGUUUACCUUUACGGGGGGGAGGCUGGAGGAGUUGUAUACCGUGGUGGGAAGGGUCAUGCAGGAUCAGCCGGCGAAUGUGGUGCUUUGGUCUGUCUGGGCAAGGAAUGAGAAAAUCGAUCCCGAUAUGCCCGUGCUCAUAUUCACGGUAUUUUGGAACGGGCCUGUGGAGAAGCGCGGGGGAUACACCGACCCGUUCCAUGCCCUCGGUCCGGCGAGCUACUCAUCCGGAGUGACCGACUACCCUGGAGUAAUGGUCGCCUUGGGAACUGACAUAAACAACCCGAUAUGCCAGCCCCAGGGCACCGCCUUUCUCCGAGGCGCUGUCGUGGACGCGUACGAAGUCCGAGCCCUGCGUGAAUGGUACACCCUUUUUAGUGAGAUGUUGGUGAGCGAGGAAGGGUUUGCUCACUCGUUCUGCAUGCUCGAGGGUUAUUCCGUGCAAGCAGUUCAGGCAGUCCCUUCCGAGAGCACAGCCUUCCCUGACCGCAGACAGAGACUCUUGCUAUCGCCGGUCGCCACCUAUGAGGCUGUUGGCAACACGACGCUGGAUGAAGCAGCCAAGAAUUGGAGCAAAGCAAUGGAAGCCGCUGCAUUGGGUAGCCAGGAUGACCGCAUUUAUGUCAACUAUGCAUACGGCGACGAGAGCCUGCAAGCCAUGUACGGGUACGAGCCCUGGAGACUCGAACGGCUGCGGAUGCUUAAAGGGAAGUAUGAUCCGGAAAACCGCUUUAGAUUCUUUGCCCCGCUUGUUUGAGACAGAGAAUUGCCGCGUCGGAUGUUACACCUUCUGAGUUGGAUAUUUGUGCUGGAUUUGGCCAAGGGCUUUGGGUUUUGGCUUGGGUGAACUUGCACUCUAGUCUCUUUUUGAUGCACACUACUGCGGUUUCUUAUGGGUAUCGUAGAUAGAGAGCCAGAGCCCUUUUUUCGGCUGCUGCCUUGUUGAUGGCAAAUUAUAUGUACCUCUGGGCUUUCUUGGCUUGUCGCCGAUUUGGUGUCUAGAGUUUGACCAGAACAUGAAAGCAGCCAGCUCAUGGACAACCGCAGCUCAAGCCUCACCGUGCCAGUCUGGUGCGUGUGCGCCAAGCCGAAAUACAGG
This is a messenger RNA of Chaetomium strumarium, 2330 nucleotides long. RefSeq lists its product as uncharacterized. Gene Ontology annotation, molecular function: FAD binding; oxidoreductase activity. Bases 396 to 1988 code for a protein of 530 amino acids. Lineage: Eukaryota; Fungi; Ascomycota; Sordariomycetes; Sordariales; Chaetomiaceae. The transcript is spliced from 4 exons. The record is from RefSeq and is a predicted model, not a curated record.